Messenger RNA from Lasiosphaeria miniovina, 993 nucleotides. RefSeq names its product Ribokinase-like protein. The record is from RefSeq and is a predicted model, not a curated record. The transcript has 6 exons. Bases 1 to 993 code for a protein of 330 amino acids. Lineage: Eukaryota; Fungi; Ascomycota; Sordariomycetes; Sordariales; Lasiosphaeriaceae. Gene Ontology annotation, molecular function: kinase activity.
AUGAAGCAUCUGAUACUUGUGGGCGCGUGUUACCUCGACACAAUCCUGACGGUCCCUCACUUCCCGGAAGAGGACUCGAAGCUACGAGCAACGGCGGUGCAGGUGAGACGCGGAGGCAACUGUCCGAAUACGCUCGAGGUUCUCCAGCAGCUGCUCUUGUCCGGCUCCGCCAACGACUCCGAACCCGACUCACGUCAGCAGCACCCCCGGGUUGUGCCGCAUCUUGUGGCCUGUUUGCCCAACGCCCGAGCCGCCGCCACUGGCAAGAUCUUGUCAUCGUUCGGACCUGGCUCGCCCAUCGACUUCGGUCACUGCAUCUACCGAGACGACCACGAUGAGGCAGCGAGCAGUUACAUCAUCCGUAGCGCCGAGACGGGGAGCCGGACCAUUGUCAACUUCCAGGAUCUCCCCGAAAUGACCGUCGGCGAAUUUGAAAACAUUGCCGACAAGUUUACAGAACACGCGGCCGACUGCUGGUGGCAUUUCGAGGGCCGGAUUCCCGAGACGACAUUGCAGUGCAUCCGUUACCUCCGGCGUGUCUUGCCAGGAAGUACCAUCAGCAUCGAGGCCGAGAAACCAAACCGGGAAGGGCUUGCUGCGCUAGCCGCCGAGUCCGACGUUGUCUUCUAUUCACAAAGUUGGGCCAAUGUAAGUGCAAUUCCCACACUGCUGACGCAUCGGAACCGACCACCCGUCCACGAACCACCCAGAAGCUUGUCUGAGAGGCGAGGCAUCCUCGACGAGGGCGGCGCCUCUGCCCUAUCAAUACCGGGAGGAGAGUAUAUGCAUUGUGCUGCAAACCCGUCCGGCAAAGAUCUAUUAGUGGUCGAUUCUCUCGGUGCGGGUGAUACGUUUAUCGCGGGGGUGCUGUUUGGGCUGAUCUGCCAUCCUGAUGACUGGAGUGCCGAGGCCAAGCUGGCCUUUGGCGUAGAAUUGGCCACCAGGAAGGUUCAGCGAGACGGAUUUGCCGGCCUGGGCAACACCAAUACCUAA